AUGGAGGAAGUCGUGGCUGUUGCUGCUACUCCUCCUGCGGAACCCAUGGAGACCGAUACCCCAGUCCAGCCUGUCCCUGAUGUAAUGCAUCUGGGCUCUGCAACAACAGAAAGUCAAGAGAAAGUACUUGAAGAGAAAGUCUACGAAUGGAAGAUUGAAUCCUUUUCUAGUCUGAGACAGUUUGAACGUACUCAUUCCGAUGAGUUUGAAUGUUAUAAAAGUAAAUGGCGGAUCUUACUAUUCCCAAAUGGCAAUCGUCAAACAGAACAACUAUCAGUCUUCUUGGAGUCUGUCGAUGCUCCAUUACAAGACAAGAAAUCUUCAUGGCACAUGUGUGUCGAGUUUUCUCUAGCUGUUGCUAACCUAGAGGACGAUACCAUUUACAAACAUCAAUCUGCACGAAUGAGAUUCAAUCCUACAGAAACGGAUUGGGGUUUCAAUCAAAUGGUCAAGUUUGCUCAAUUGACAAUCCCAAUUGAAAAUUUCGCAAAGCCAAUCUUGGAAAAUGACAAAAUGAGAAUCGUAGUCUACAUGAGAGUUGUCGAAGAUCCUACUGGUGUUUUAUGGCACAACUUUAUUGAUUAUGAUUCGAAGAAGGAAACAGGCUUUGUAGGUUUACAUAAUCAAGGAGCAACGUGCUAUAUGAACUCAUUGUUGCAAUCGCUUUACUUUACCAACUAUUUCCGAAAGGCCACAUAUGCCAUUCCAACUGAUAGCGAUGAACCUCAAAAAUCCAUUCCACUUGCAUUACAACGUGUAUUCUACAACCUCCAAUUCUCAGAUCAACCUGUCGGGACCAUCGAAUUAACCAAGUCCUUCGGUUGGGAUGCUUUGGAUUCAUUCAUGCAACAUGACGUACAAGAGUUCAAUCGUGUGUUGCAGGAUAAUUUGGAGUCCAAGAUGAAGGGCACUCAAGCUGAAGGAGCCAUAACGAGACUAUUCGUAGGCAAAAUGAAGAGUUACAUUAAAUGUAUAGAUGUACAAUUUGAGUCAUCUCGAGUCGAAGACUACUACGAUGUACAACUCAAUGUCAAGGGAUGUAAGAACUUACAAGAAUCAUUUGAUAAUUAUGUAUCUGUUGAAACUAUGGACGGAGAAAACAAGUAUGCUGCUGAAGGAUACGGUCUACAAGAUGCUCGCAAAGGUGUCAUAUUCAAGAGUUUCCCUCCUGUCCUCCAUCUUCAGUUGAAGCGUUUUGAAUAUGAUAUGCAAAAGGACGCCUUGGUCAAGAUUAAUGACCGUCAUGAAUUCCCACUGGAAAUUGAUUUGGAUCAAUAUUUGUCUGCCGAUGACGCAGAUGUUGAUCGUACAAUUCGUCAACAUUAUCAUUUGCAUGGUGUUUUGGUUCACACUGGUGACGUCCACGGCGGUCACUACUGUGCCUACCUACGUCCACAAAAGCUAGGCAAAUGGUAUAAAUUCGACGAUGAUCGAGUAGUCCCCGUACAACAAAAGGAAGUACUUGAUGAGAACUAUGGUGGUGAAUCAGGUCCCACACGAACAGGUGGCAACAAUCGAAUGCUCAAGCGAUUAACGAAUGCAUACAUGUUGGUCUAUAUUCGUGAACAGAAUCUUGAUGAGAUGUUGUCUGAGGUUACUGAGAACGAUAUCCCGUCUCAUUUACGUCAAAGACUCGAACAAGAACGAAUGAUUGCUGAGCAAAAGAGGAAGGAGAAGGAAGAAGCUCACUUGUUCAUGUCUGUGAAGAUCUUGACAGAUACAGAUGCCAGAAACCACGAUGCAUUCGACUUGUGUAAUUUCGAUGACAAGUCACAUGCUUUAUCAAAUCUGACUACUCAUAAAGUGCGCAAGGACGAGAUAUUUUCGAAGUUCAAGGCAUUGCUCUGUCAUCAAAUGAAUCUUGCACCAGAGCAAGUCAGGUUAUGGACUAUGGUCGGUCGACAAAACAAGACCGUUCGACCUGAUGCUCCUAUCGCAGAGACUGAAUACGAUAAGACUCUGGAAGCUAUCAGAGAAAAGUAUUCCAAGACUCAACCUGAACUUCGAUUGUACCUUGAGCAACCUGAUCCUGAAUUGUUGCUUACUAGUCCCAAGGGACCAUACUUUAUGCCAAAAGAAGAUAAAGAAAAUGGUCAGAUUAUCAUCUUUUUGAAGUUUUACGAUCCCAAGAAGCAGAAGAUUGAGUAUGCUGGCAAACUGACUGUGAAAUCACGAACCAUGAAGAUAUCAGAUGUCUUACCCAUCAUGGCUGAACGUGUCGACUUGCCACCGAACACACCGCUGAAACUAUUUGAGGAAGUCAAACCAACCAUGAUUGAUCCAUUGAAGUUCAAACAGAGCUUUGCCCAAGCCGAGUUGGGUGAUGGAGAUAUCAUCUGUUAUCAAAAGGAGGUUACUGAUCAAGAGAUGCUAGAAUUACCGGACCAAAAUCUAGCACACGCCCCAGCAUAUUUCGACGCCAUUCUCAAUCGCAUCACAGUCGCAUUCCGACCCAAGACGGUUGGAAAAGAUGUACCUUCCAUGAAGGAUGCCAAAGAUCGUGGACCAGGCGACUUUGAACUAGUGCUAUCCAAGAAAAUGGCCUAUGACUUGGUAGCACAAGCUGUAGCCGACAAAUUAGGACGUAUGGAUCCCAUGAAAAUACGUUUUUCCAGCAAUGCAGCAACCUCAUCACCCAAACAAGUAAUCAAACGACAAGCAAACAUGACACUUCAAGAAAUGAUUCCACCACAAUAUCAAUCGCAGAUAACACCCAUCCUUUUUUACGAAAUCCUUGAUAUCUCUAUUACCGAACUAGAAACAAAACGAUAUAUAAAAGUGUGUGUGCUUGAUCGCUCCAUGAAGGAGCUUGCUACACAUGAUGUGCUGUUACUCAAGACCGCGAAUGUGUCUGACUUGUUGGAGGUCUUGAAGGCUAAGAUCAAACUUGAUGAUAAGGUCAAAGUUGACGAAGGGUCGUUGAGGCUGUAUGAGGUUACGGCUCAUAAGAUUCAUAAGAUGUUUGCGAAUGAGGAUUUACUGAGUAGUAUUGUUGAGUAUUCGUAUAUUUAUGCAGAGGAAACACCUCUAGAUGAACUGCGAAUGGCAGAAGGUGAUAAGAUUGUCAAUGCCUUCCAUUUCAGCAAGGACUUGGCACGAGCACAUAGUAUUCCAUUCAGAUUCGUGCUCAGAGCUGGAGAAAUGUUCAGUGCAACCAAAGCACGAUUGCAAGCUCGCAUCGGUAUGAACGACAAGGACUUUGCCAAAGCCAAAGUUGUGUAUGUUGGAACUGGUACCUUCCCUAAAAUGACUCCUGUCGAAGAUGGUGACAUUCUAUGUGACAAAGACUAUGAAAAGGGUGAAUGCAUUGCUAUAGAUCAUAUCGACAAGUCACGAAAUGCACGAUCAGGCACGUUCGAAAAGGCAAUCAAGAUUUUUGGUUGA
Synchytrium microbalum is the source of this 3384-nucleotide messenger RNA. RefSeq lists its product as uncharacterized. The transcript has 21 exons. Bases 1 to 3384 code for a protein of 1127 amino acids. Lineage: Eukaryota; Fungi; Chytridiomycota; Chytridiomycetes; Synchytriales; Synchytriaceae. The record is from RefSeq and is a predicted model, not a curated record. Gene Ontology annotation, molecular function: cysteine-type endopeptidase activity; protein binding; cysteine-type deubiquitinase activity. Gene Ontology annotation, cellular component: nucleus; cytosol. Gene Ontology annotation, biological process: regulation of protein stability; protein deubiquitination.